GUAAUAGCAGCUACAAAACUGAAUAGUAGAAGCCUUCCUUGACAGUGAGAGGAGUUCGUCAGUUCUGGGGCUCCUAAUAACCCUGUGGCGGUCGCAUGGUGUACGUAACUGCUGGCAUUACCCAUUGGCUAAGUGCAUAUCCCGUAGAAAGGUAAGGGCUUGACUGUGGCAACAAACCUUCAGAGAGACAAGAGGGCUGAUGGGCAGCACUACAAGGGCAUAUAUAAUGCUGUGAAUGUUACAUCCCUCCCCAGCAGUGACCUUAAGCAGUUGCUUUCUCUAGACCUUUGGCCCUGUCCUGAGCAGUGUAUCAGCCAAAACUACCACUGCCUCUCUGAAUUUAAAAUGCUUACUGUACUAUCCCUACACUUACUACACACAUGCCUGACAGACUAUCCUGAUUCUUUAAAGCUACAUACUUUGAAAAGUGCCUCCAUAUACCUACCUGUCCUGAAUUAAGUCACAUCCAUUUCAUAUUUUUAUGAGCAUUUUUGAGAAGACUUUAGUGAAUCUUCCCACUUAUCUUUCCCUGUUCAUUCUACUUGUUAAUCUAACACCAUUGUUUGUCAGUGGCUUUGGCUGAGUUAUCUUCAUGAGGUGCUCUCGCCACACUCACUGCAAGACUGACUUUGAACAGGAAGAGAAAGCAACUGAUAAGGGAAGGAUGUGCUUCUGCAACAUUUUGAGUCUGAAGCCCACAUAACAAGGGACAAGCAUUCACUGGAAAAAUGGAAGAACAAAGGAAGGAACAAGAAAUGCACCAAGAUAGGCGGUUCCUAGACAGCAAAUGCAGAUGCUACAAAGUCUUAUGGCUCAGAACUUCUCCAGAUUUACACCUCAGCACCCAUUUCACAGUUUGCAUGAUUCUGUCUGGGGGAAUGGAAGAAGUGCACACCUUUACCAAGAUGCCAGCCUAUCCUUUCUACUUAAUCUCUGUGCUAAGAAAAAACUUGCCAACAUAUCUGAAUUUUUGGAAGGCUGCUCCUUGUAUCUUUAAAUCUUCAAAAGCAGAAAAUAUUCCCAAUCUCAACGAUGAGAUGGUGCGUGCUCCCCUUCAGACCUUAACAGAAGAAGAGCAACUGCUGAAAGAAACAGUGAAAAAAUUUGCUCAAGAACGAAUUGCCCCUUUUGUAAAAAAAAUGGAUGCUGAUGGAAAGAUAGAAGAAUCUGUACUUCAAGGAUUGUUCGAACUAGGGCUGAUGGGUAUCGAUCUUGGGACAGAGUGGGGAGGAACUGGAUCUUCAUUUUUUUCCACCAUCCUGGUGGUAGAAGAAUUGGCCAAGGUUGAUGCAGCAGUAGCUCUUAUAUCUGAGCUCCAAAAUACAUUAAUUAAUAGAUUACUUAUUGUACAUGGAACAGAAAAGCAAAAGAGGACCUACUUGCCUAGACUGGCUAAAGAUAUGGUGGGCAGUUUCUGUCUUUCAGAGGCUGGAUCUGGCAGUGAUGCAUUUUCUUUAAAGACUCGCGCUGAAAAGAAGGGAGACUAUUACAUUAUCAAUGGCUCAAAGAUGUGGAUUAGCUCUGCGGAGCAGGCUGGAAUGUUUUAUGUCAUGGCAAAUGUAGAUCCUUCUUUAGGAUAUAGGGGAAUUACAUGCUUCAUAGUAGAUCGUGAUACAGAAGGACUAUGUGCAGGGAAGAAAGAGGAUAAACUGGGACUCAGAGCAUCUUCUACAUGCCCAGUAACAUUUGAAAAUGUUAAGGUUCCUGAGACCAAUAUCCUGGGACAGCUUGGACAAGGCUAUAAGUAUGCAAUCGGAAUGUUAAAUCGGGGCAGAAUAGGUAUUGCUGCGCAGAUGUUGGGGUUGGCACAGGGAUGUUUUGACCAAACUCUUCCAUAUACAAAGGAAAGAGUCCAGUUUGGGAAAAGCAUAUUUGAUUUCCAGGGAAUGCAACAUCAAAUAGCUCAAGUGGCCACUCAACUGGAAGCUGCCAGGUUGCUGACUUACAAUGCCACCCGACUUGCAGAAACUGGAAAGCCAUUCAUAAAAGAGGCAAGCAUGGCCAAAUACUAUGCUGCAGAGGUUGCAACAUUGACAACUAGUAAAUGUAUUGAAUGGAUGGGUGGAGCAGGAUUCACAAAAGAUUACCCAGUUGAAAAGUAUUACCGAGACUGCAAGAUUGGCACAAUAUAUGAAGGGACUUCGAAUAUCCAGUUGAGCACCAUUGCAAAAUGUAUAGCUCAAGAAUACUGAAAACCCCAAGGAGCUCUUGAUUAUUUUAGGGCUGAUUUCACUGAAAAUUAGAAUCAGCAUGUCUCAGUGGUGAAAUGGUACAUUAAUUUCCAAAUUGUGGGUUAAAAAUGCCUGAUCAUUGAAUUUACUUCUUAAUAUGCUUCUAAAAUAAUGAAAUCAUUUAAAUGAUUGGACUGUUUCAGAUUCAAGAAGCAUGUCUUGGGUCUGGCAAAAAUAAAUGAACAAUGAAACGAGAGGCCAAAUCUUUGGCUUAAUUUCACAGUACAAAUGGCACUUACCGUGAUCUCAGCAAGGCAACUGAAGAUUUUCCCCCAGCACAGAAGAAUUAUGGUUUGAUAUAAAAAUUGUGGGUUGCUACCUGUUUUCCUUCAGUGGCAUGUGACAGGGGAAAUGACAAGUAUGUAGGCAUGGCAGGAUACAUCUGUGGAGUUCAGUACUCCUUCCUGUUUGGUGGAGCAUUUUGUCUGGGACUGCUUCAACUGGGGUAAUUCUGAGAGCAGCCCUUAGCUUGUUGUGAAUUGUAUCUGGGCAGCUUGGCCCUGCCAGGCCCAGUUGGGAAUAUUGAAAGGUGAUUAAUAGCCACCUGCUAGCCUAUCCUCUUCUUAGCUAUUAAGGAUUUUAAUCUAAGAGGCUAUUUAUAUCUCCCUCUUUUAAAAGUUAAAAGUUAAAAUCUUUGUAAAAUGUGUUAAAGAAUCAUUCAUUUAUAUAAUGAACAGAUUAAGUGAAAUUUUGCAGAACUAUUAGGGCUUUUUGCAAAGGACAGAGAGAUAAGGUAGUUAAUAGGAAAGCUGUAGGAAUACUUAUCACUUAUGAUCCCUUCUAUGUUCCAUGCUCAGAAUUAAUGUUUCCCAAACAUUAAUUCUUAUAACCUUCCUGAAGGAAGGUGCUAUCAGGUUCCAGACGGGGGAGACUCACUUGUAGAAAUUGAAGUAGCUCAACGAAUAGGGAUGUUUGUAUCUCUUAUGUCCCAAUGAUACAAAGGCUGAAAAGCCUGAAUCACAAUUUUUCCCAUUUGUUGUAUAGCAAUGUUCAGGUUCCUGGUUAGUGUACCCUGAUGGGCCUUUUUCCCUCAGAAGAUUCUUCAGUGAUCAGAGAACUAAUAAAUGUAGAUAUCACAAGAAUCAAGAGGUUGAAAACUGAGCAACUGAGAGUGAUUUUAAACUGUUUACCAGUUUAAUGGAAGAUAAGCCUUUGUUUAAAAUUCAGAAUUGAAAUGAAGUUUGAGAGUCCUCCCAUUGUCCUCCAGCAGAAACAGAGCAGGGCAGAUUUAGCCUUCUUGUUACCCAUUUUCCAGUAUAUAAAGAAAUAAAAAAUGCACAGUGCCAUUUUUAUUUUUUUUUAAUUUUAGAGGUCUCUUUUUUUAAAUAUUUUUUUUUACUUUUGCUAAGCCAGAAAAGGAGGUCGCAGCAGUGAUUUUAAAAUUUGAUACUUCCUUAGUGCCAAUCAUGUGCUUCUGCUGUGUACCAUUCCUCCCUCUAUGGUUGUGUCUCUUCCUACUUGCCAACAAAUGCUUAAUAAAUAAGGGUGACACUUGUCCCAUUGCUGAACAGUAUGAGCAGCUCAGUAUUAUUUGAUCAGUGAUUUUGGGCUGUUUGUAGGUUCAUUUUCAGUUGAAUUCAAAGAAAGUUCAAUCAGAAUUAAGCCUCAUAUUCAGUGUACCAAUUAUCUUGAUUUACUCCACUUCAGCUAGCUCAAACAAGACUAGCCACAUUGCAAAUCACCUGAGCUAGAUAGAACGGUUUGAAAAGCAGCUGAGGAGCUGUCCCAGCUUGUGCUCUACUCUCCAAUUUCAUCCUCAGUCUUUCACUAGUUUAAGUCAGCAGCAUUCAAGCUUCAGCCUGUAUCCCCUUACUAGGGACAGAAAUUACACACAAACCAGUUUAAGUGAUCAGAAACUGGUUUAAACCUGUAAAAGAACAGAAGUUCAGUGUAUAUAAACCAGUUUCAAAAUGGCUGAAACUGGUUUAAGAUAAA
Alligator sinensis (Chinese alligator) is the source of this 4166-nucleotide messenger RNA. RefSeq names its product acyl-CoA dehydrogenase short/branched chain (gene ACADSB). Gene Ontology annotation, molecular function: flavin adenine dinucleotide binding; acyl-CoA dehydrogenase activity. The coding region runs from base 729 to 2192 and encodes 487 amino acids. Gene Ontology annotation, cellular component: mitochondrion. The record is from RefSeq and is a predicted model, not a curated record. Lineage: Eukaryota; Metazoa; Chordata; Crocodylia; Alligatoridae. The transcript is spliced from 13 exons.